UAUGGGGUAGUGGGUGGGUAACAGUACAGAAGCUGCAGAGGGGUGGGUUAAACUACGACUCUGCUUCCUGGUCUGGACCCUGGGUUGUCAUGGAGGACUAAUAAAACUGGCCAUGUUCCUAGAAAGAAGAGCUGCUCCAUCCAAAGAGGGAUGGAUGCCGUCUCUCUGCAUCAGACCAGGUUUUCCCCAAAAAGUUUUCCAAUUAUCAAUGUAGCCCACGUUGUUUUCAGGACACCACCUAGACAGCCAGCGGUUGGAGGACAGCAUGCGGCUAAACAUGUCGUCACUGGUCCGAUCAGGCAGGGGGCCAGAGAAAAUUACAGAGGCCGACAUUGUUUUGGCAAACUUGCACAGUUUUCAAAUUUUCAACAGCUCAAAGCCGGGCCUCCAAUUCUGACACGCUCGCCUCCAAAGCUACAAAAAUGCUACGUUUAUUAAAGAGCAAGUCACCCCUUACAAGAAGCGUACUUCACUCCCACUUCAUGUUUGAAAAAUGCAACAAAUGCUGUUGCCUAGCAGACCGAGAGGGUGGAGCCACUAACAAAUACACACACUCACGACAUUGUGACAUCAUAAUGUACCAGUUUACAUCAUAGCAUACCUCUUAGCCAAUAGCGAUGGCAGGUUUAAAUUCAAAUGCAGUGACAAGUUUUUACCUGACAACAGCACAACACUGACAGUUUCAGGCAGAAAAUUUAAAAUUUAACUAAAAUGCACUAAAGUGCAAACCUAUUGACUACACGUGUCUGCAGCACGAUUAGACACGCAUUUAUGUAGUUUAUCAGGAAAAAAAGGUUGAUUUGGGGGUGACUUGCUCUUUAAAUGUACUAUUAUCACUAAAGGAGGCAGAGGAGUAAGUAAACAUCUGACACAAAAAGCAAGAGAUAGGAGACGGAGAAGCCGAGACAGAUGUAGCCAUAGCCGUGCUGAGGCUAAGCUAACUGGGAGAGCAACCCUUCCAACAUCAAAUAAACUGCGUGCAGACGUUAGGGUUCCUUAAAGGGACCACGGGAAGGAACGAUAACCACGGUGCGUCAGACCCACACAUGCUACAAAAUGAGAAUUAAAGUGCUCCAAAAGGAAACUUGCAUGUUUUUAAACAAGAAUGAAACGCUACAAAACGAAAAUCAAAGUGCUAACAAGUCACAAGUAUUAAAGUGUGAAUUCUAGCUCCAUAAAUCAGCUGCGGGUGGGUUGACACACUUUCCCUGCUUCACUGCCACAUGCUUAUAGAGCUGUGUUCAGUAGCUGCAGAACCAGCAGGUGCACGGUGCUGGUUAGAUAGGCAGCUGAAGCCAAGAGCCCUAAAAGCAAAGAUACAAUCCAGGGAGACGCUACUGGUGUUCCUGUGACCUCUGACCCAACACAGAUGGACUGAGAAUGGUCACUCCCUUCGUCAGCUGAGACGACUUUCUCUUUUCUUUGCCCGGCGUGUGACUCUCUGGGUCGGACUCAGCUGUUCCAGGAGUAACCACAGGCGCUGACGGGCUGCUGCAGGAGGCUGUGUGCAGCCACCCCCACCCCCACGCCACCCUCAUUCUGCCGGAGAGUAAAGCAGGAUUAAAGCAUCUGGUGGCACAGACCGAAGGAAAGAGAAGACUACAGUUGCUGCUUCAGCGGGGUUUGAGAGUUAAAUCAGAAAAUAAGUGCGGUUCAGCUUGUAAGAUGUUUCCUCACCAUAGAGAAAGGGAGCAGCCGAUUUUCAGCACUCGCGCCCAUGUUUUCCAAAUCGACCCCGCCACCAAGAGAAACUGGAUUCCUGCGAGCAAGCAUGCUGUCACUGUGUCUUUCUUCUACGACGCCCAUCGUAAUGUCUACCGCAUCAUAAGUGUGGGUGGAACCAAAGCAAUCAUCAACUGCACAGUCACACCCAGCAUGACAUACACCAAGACAUCCCAGAAGUUUGGUCAGUGGGCUGACAGCAAAGCCAACACCGUCUAUGGGCUCGGCUUCGCCACCGAGCAGCAGCUCUACCAGUUUUCAGAGAAGUUCAAAGAAGUUAAAGAUGCUGCUCGUCUGGCACAAGAAAAAUCCCAGGACAAAGAGCUGGCCAACACAGCGCUUACUAUUGCUGCUCCUCAGGACCUCUCAGAUGAGCUCCAGUCUCCACUGGUAAUGUGUGUGAAUGGACCGGAGGAGAAGCUGUUCCGUAGCCAGAGCGCAGAUAUCACCCUUUCUUCUGAGAAGGAGCGGAUCAAGAAGAUGCUCUCUGAAGGGUCUAUUUGUGAGAUAAACCUGGAAUCUGAGCUCUUCACUCUGCAGGACAGCAACUCUAAAUUGGUGGCAGCAUUGCACGAAGCUAAUGCUAAUGUGGCACAAUGGAAAAAACAGCUGGCAGCAUAUCAGGAGGAAACCCAACGACUCAGAGAACAGGUGGCUGAACUGGAAGCACAUGGAGGACAAGGACCCAGUGACUUCCUAAAGGAUGAGCUGACGCAGUCUCUAGAGGAUCUGGAGGCCCUACUCAAGGCCAAGGAUGAGGAGAUUCACAUUUUGCAGAACAAGAAAGCAGAGUACCUUGAAAUGGAACAUGACAGAGAUGAGGCCAUUCUCAGCUUACGGGAGAUGGAGAUGAGAAACUCGGAGCUGGAGGGUCGCAUCCAGAACACAGAGCAGGAUCUCAGCAACUCUCUGGAAGAGCGGGAUCGUAUGGAUUCUGAGAUCCAAAGGGCCAUAGAAAUUCUGGAUGUCAAGAUCUUUGACCUCAAUGAUCUUCGCCAGAGCCUUGUUAAACUAAUUAACAAGUAAAAAUAAUUAGAGUUGGUAAUGUUUGACCCAAGUGGAUAAACAGAUGGGGACAUCAUCCCCGUCCUCCUCGUGCACUUUAGUGGCUGCGAGACAGUUUCUCCAUGUAGGCUGAAGCUCCAGCGUCAUGUAGGUGUCAGCCAUAACAACACACAAUCACUCCAGCGUAAGGCUUCUCAUAUAAUAGUGCAAUAAGCUAACUUUAAGGUAAGUGCUUGAUCAUUCGAGGUGCUUUUCAUUUCUCAGAAUUACGGCUUUAGUAACCAAAAUGCCAAAAUAGUGUCAAGAUGAAAAAGAGGCCUUGUUUUUGAGAAAGGAGCAUUUUUGGUGGAUUAAAACAAAACAAGAAUACAACAAAGAUGUACAAAACAAAAGAGCUUCCAGGUUUUGUAAUAAUCUGAUCGAUCCCUCAUCGACAUGAACGUGUUUUCUAUUGUUUUAAGUACAGAGAAGAUUUUAAUGAAACCUGUGUAUACAGCAUCAUUUCCAAAGUGAGGAAAAACAACUGGCUCACGUUUCUUCUUCCCUUUUAGGAAGCUGCAGUAAGCUUAGAAGAAAUGUUAGUUUAUAGGAUUAUUUAAGCAAAUUUCAUCAAAUUUAGGAAUCUUUUCCUUAAAAUGUGAUUUUAAAUCACAAGAAAACUAACUUCACCCAUUAAUGUGAAAACUUUAGAUCAUUUAAAUAUAGUAUCAGAUGUUAACUGCAGGGCUAUAUAAAAUAAGCUUUUAGCGACGUUUUAGAUUAACUUUGACAUGUUUACUAAUGGAGAGCUGUGAAUGCUAAGCCUUUCGCCCUUAACAGGUGGCUUUAUUCAUUUAGAAAAGGAUAUUUGCUCCCAGACUGUAUGGCUCGACUCUUGCUUAAAUUAUUUGCAUCAUUUUGUUUUGCAAGCCUUAAUGUUUUAUUUAAGGAUGACUGUUGUGAAAGUUUGAUGUUUCUAAAAUGUUUGUAGGAGCAGAAAUAAACAACAAAUAAGUUCUCCAUCA
This is a messenger RNA of Nothobranchius furzeri (turquoise killifish), 3731 nucleotides long. RefSeq names its product homer protein homolog 3. Lineage: Eukaryota; Metazoa; Chordata; Actinopteri; Cyprinodontiformes; Nothobranchiidae. Gene Ontology annotation, molecular function: G protein-coupled glutamate receptor binding. Gene Ontology annotation, cellular component: cytoplasm; postsynaptic density; plasma membrane. The record is from RefSeq and is a predicted model, not a curated record. Gene Ontology annotation, biological process: regulation of store-operated calcium entry; G protein-coupled glutamate receptor signaling pathway.